Molecule: messenger RNA, 2555 nt
Organism: Cuscuta epithymum
Lineage: Eukaryota; Viridiplantae; Streptophyta; Magnoliopsida; Solanales; Convolvulaceae
Source: the annotation of a GenBank genome assembly
AACGGACACCACACAUCCCAAAAUUCGAAGACCUACCAUUCUCUCUCAAUUUUUUAAUAUACUCCUCCCACUGUCACUCUUGAAUGGCUACUCAUCUCAAUUUCCAAACCCAAACCAUCAAACCCAAACGACGCCGUUACCGUGAAACCACAAUUACCGCCACUCCCCCCGCCGCCGAUUCCCAUCCCGCCACGCCUUCUUCUUCGGCUCACAAUCAGCCCGACACCUUUCAGCCAAGUCAAAAUCGCACAAUCGACACUCCCACGGUUGUCUCCCCUGAAGAUUCCCCGUGUCCGCCGCCCGUCUUCCCCCCCUCAUCGCCGUCGCCCCACUUCAUGGAUUCCCCAUCCACCGCUUCUUCCGCCGCCUAUGGCGGUGCCACCCCCAGCUCGCCUGCCGGCUACGACGCUUUCCCUUCGUCUCUGAGCAAAUUCAACUCUGCUCUCACUGCGGGGCUUCUUAAUCCAAUGUCGCCUCCUCCAUCGGUGGAGAAGAACCGGCCCAGCCCGACGCUUUUCGAGAUGAUGGCGAGCGAGCCGGAUUGCCUCCCCAGAGCGACGCCAUCGACGGCUCCCCAGAUUCAAUACGGCGUCAUUUCUACCCCAAACCAUAAGCCCAAUUCGGUGCCAGCGCUAGACAAACAGGGUUUGAUGCAACAGAGGCUUUUGGAUCUUUUGGCCUGUAGGAGUCCUGGAAACCAGUUCAAUGACUUGGCCUCCAGUGACGUCAGGCUUACGUUGAGCUCAAAGGAUGGCUUGAGCGUUUCGAUGAACGUUCAUAGGCAGAUCCUGCUUGCCAACAGCCGUUUUUUUGCGGUGAAGCUGUCUGAGAAGUGGGCUAAGCAGCAGAAGACUUCAUCAGCUACAUAUAUUGUGGAGAUUGCUGAUUGUGAUGACAUUGAGAUUUAUAUUGAAACAUUGAGACUAAUGUAUUGCAAGGAUUUGAGGAAGAAACUCAUGAAAGAAGAUGUUCCCAGAGUCCUUGGAAUCUUAAAGGUUUCGGCAGCAAUCGGUUUUGAUGCAGGGGUAUUAUCAUGUUUGGAGUACUUAGAGGCAGCUCCAUGGGCUGAAGACGAGGAAGAAAAGGUUUCAUCUCUGUUGUCUGAGCUUCGCCUUGAAGGUGUUGGGGCUGGUGAAGUUUUAAAAAGGGUAUCUUGUGACACUCUGGCUGGGACACAGGAAGGGUCAGGCAACGAGGAGGUUCUUCUUAAGCUGUUGCAUGUUGUUCUUGAAGGAAAGGAUGAGAAGGCAAGGAGAGAGAUGAAAAGCUUAGUUUCCAAAAUGUUACACGAAAGCUCAUCACAAAGUGAUUUAAAGAAGGAAUCUCUAUAUUCAGCCUGUGAUGCAUGUUUGCAAUUACUCCGCAGCCACUUUUUGAAGGCAGCAAAGGGUGACUUGCAAGAUGUCAGUCAGGUAUCUCGGCAAGCUGACAAUCUGCACUGGGUUUUGGAUAUUUUGAUAGAUAGACAUAUUGCUGUUGACUUUUUGAAGACUUGGGCUUCUCAGUCUGACUUAUCUGAGGCACAUCAUAAAGUUCCUGCUGUUCACAGACAUGAGGUUAGCAGAGUGACUGCAAGGCUUUUUAUUGGUAUUGGGAAAGGUCAACUGUUAGCUUCCAGAGAUACCAGAUGCUUACUACUAAACACAUGGUUAGUUCCAUUCUUUGAGGAUUUUGGAUGGAUGAGGAGGGGUUCUAGAGGUCUUGAUCGUCAUUUAAUUGAAGACGGACUCAGCAGUACGAUUUUAACUCUGCCUAUGGCUCGGCAGCAGGAAAUAUUUAUGACAUGGUUUAAUAGAUUUUUGAACUCUGGGGAUGACUGCCCAAACAUUCAGAGAGGUUUUCAGAUUUGGUGGAAAAGGGCUUUCUGGAAGCGCAAUGGCGAGCCUGAGCGGCCCUCUCAAGUGCGCGUUGUGACUUCUGCAAUUGAAAACAACUGAACUAAUAGUGUGCAUAUUUUCCUUCUUUACUAAUUGAUGACAGUACUGAUUAAGGUGAGAAACAUUUCUCAGUGGAUAUGGUUUCUGUUAUUUGAUAAACUCCCACGCCAUAUGAAAAACAAAGUGUUCCUUCCAAAUGAUGGCAUUCAAGAUUGGACCAUAUUCACAUAUUGAUAAUUCCACGUUCAGUUGGCUUUGGAACCAGUGUUUAGACAUGAUAAAGGGUUCCUUUUUUCUUGACAUCAUAUUAAUACAUCAUCAACAUAGAUUCAACCCCUACGAAAGACAAUCGGAUAUGGAUAUACAUCAUAACAUUGUGAUGGCAAUGCUGGGAAUCCUUGUUGUGCGAAUCGGGAAGAAUUGCAUGUAUGUUAGAUAUUUAUGUGAUAUUUCAUCUCUGGUGGAUUUCUGCAGUGGGUAAUAUCUGUUCACGGUCAUAAUGACAUAAAUCAUGGUAUUGAUUUUUUUUUAAAAAUGUUUACUUUUGAGAAUGGAGAUUUUUGGGACUUGCUUUAUCUUGUGCAUUACUGCAGUUUUUGUCCUUUAUUGUUUUGCACGUAUGGUUGUCCUUGGGGCAUACUCAAAUUUGUCCAUGACAAUAUCAGCUUAUCGGAUGUU